AUGUGGGCAUUAGAAAUUCCAACACAAAUAUCAUUUCCGUUAUACAUGAGUUUAUUAUCAAUAUGGUUAUUAACAUUCAUAGGAUUAUCGAUGAUAGCACCAACAACCAAACAACGUUAUAUUACAUUGAUGAUAAUAUCAUUAACAUUUAUUCUAAUCCCAUUGAAAUAUGGAAAACAAUUUAAUUGUAUGUAUCAUUUACCAAUUCCAGUAACAAUAUUUGGAUGUUUUUUUAAAAUGUUGAUUUGGUUAAAAAAAUGUAAACAGAAGAUUAAGGAAACCCCACCAUUCUUUUUAACAUUAUUCUUUUGGAGAAAGGAUUAUACCGGCUCAACGAAAUCAAAUAAAAAUUCAAUGACGAAAGAAAAGUUGAGAUCGUAUUUAAUUCAAAAAUCAAGAAAAUUGUUCUUUAGAUUUUUAUUUCAUGAGUCAUGCCUUUAUUUUUUAGAAACAUUUCCACCCACGAUACCUGAUCGAUCAUAUCCACUUAGAAUAAUUGAUUACUUAUUGUUAAACAAGAACACUUUCAUCGCCACCCCAUAUACAUUAUUUUAUUGUUAUGUGUAUGCCGGAUUCCUUGCUCAUAAUAUGGAUUACGCAUAUAACAGAUUUCUUGUCAUAAUCGCUUUAAUAUGGUACAUUCAAAAGAAUUCCUCCGACAAAAAUUCUUCAACAAACUCAAAAGUGGAGUUUAUUAAUCAAUAUCUAAUAACUUUAUUAUUUGAUACACCGUCAUUAUUUAAUCAACCUUAUCUUUCCAUAUCACCAUCAGAUUUAUGGGGAAGGAGGUGGCAUCAAAUCUUACGAGAAUGUUUUUUUGAAUUAGGUUAUUUACCAAUUCGUUCCUUGUUCCUCAAAUAUCAGGUAUUAGGUCAUGAAAUGGGAUUAAUCGCAAGUUUUACGUGUAGUGGGAUCUUUCAUGAAUAUUUAUUAACUGUAUUACUCGGAAGGUCAACUGGGGAACAUUUCACAUUUUUUGUGUUUCAUGGGGUAAUGGUAAUCGUUUGGGAUAUAAUUUGGUUACCAAUAUCAAAAUACAUCAAAUACUUUAUUGAUAAAAGAUUGACCGAGUUUUUGGUUUGGAAUUGUAUUUUAAUAUUUAGUACUCCUUGGUUUAUCGAACCAUACAUUCGUUCAAAUCAUUUUCAUUGUAUUAGUCAUUUAUUGUGUAAUAAUAGGUGA
Funneliformis mosseae is the source of this 1182-nucleotide messenger RNA. Lineage: Eukaryota; Fungi; Glomeromycota; Glomeromycetes; Glomerales; Glomeraceae. The record is from the annotation of a GenBank genome assembly.